Molecule: messenger RNA, 1005 nt
Organism: Brassica napus (rape)
Lineage: Eukaryota; Viridiplantae; Streptophyta; Magnoliopsida; Brassicales; Brassicaceae
Exons: 3
Coding region: 1-1005 (334 amino acids)
Source: RefSeq, a predicted model, not a curated record
AUGUCAGAUUUGAUUUUGGAUAUGCCUCGAAAAUGGCAGAUGUACGAUAGAGUGAAAGGGAUGGCUCUAUCUAGAGAGAGAUUUCAGUUUAUCUUCAAAUACGAGCACGAUUUGCUCGAUGUACUUAACAGAGGUGUUCAUACGCUAAGUAUGUGGCAUACUGUCAUGGAGAGAAGGGUAAAGACAGAUGAGGAACAUCUCGAUCAAUCAUUAUACCCACAAAGCUCUAUCAGCUUUGGGGGAAUUCUCAAGACAAGUGGUAGGCUCACUCAUGAGAAACCUCAGUGUCCUUCUUUCAAGAGGAUGAAAGAGGUUAUAGAGAAGGUCAUUCCAGAGAAUCAACUAGGAUUGGAUCAUGUCUCAGGGAGACCAAAGAUUGCAAAAGAGGUUUUGGAAGGAAUAAGAAUGUACUUAAUGGUGGCUUAUGGUCCUGAAAAGAUAGCCAGGGAGGAAAGGCUAAGAAAAUAUUUAGAGGAGUUGGAGAAUGAUCUGACUGGUCAGAAGACUAUUCUUAGGUUGGAACCUUUUACGAAGGUGACAAAUAAGCUGGAUAAAGGCAAGGGGAUCGUCUAUGAGUUCUCUACACAAAUGGAAACCAAUCCAAGACCUGAGAAAUUGAUGGCUAGUGCGAUAUCGGUCGGUGCCAAAGUGCUUCAAUCGUGGAAGGUGGUCUCUGAGAUUCCAGAUAUGAAUGCUGAAGCUGGUUCUACUCAAUCGGGUUUUCUUCUUGAGGGUCCAACGGGUUAUAUUGCUGGAUUCUUUGAAUAUAGUGUGUAUGGGACUUCUAUGACGAAACCCAAGGACAGAAAAAUACCAGGAACUUUCAAAAGACGAGCCAAUGGCAAAGGCAUUCUGAAGGAAGACACAUGGAGUGGGAAGAAGAUUGGAGAAAGAGUGGUUAUGGAAACAAAGAGAAAAGCACAAGAAGAUGUCGAGCCAUCUAAAAACUCCGCAAGGUUUAAGAAACCAUUGGUGGUCUCGAGUGAGGGAUCGUCAAGUAUUUAA